UCUCCUCCGCUGCGCCUCGGAAAGAAAGACAGAGAGAGACACCAACACCAACACCAACGCCAAGAUCCAAAUCCCUUUCGCUAGCGAGCGCGACCUGGCGGCGAUCCGAUCCGAUCUCCUGCCGCCGGCGACCAUGGCUCGCCGUCACCUCCUCCUUCCUCUCCUCGCGCUCGCCUUCUCCGUCUCCCUCGCCGCCCCUCAGGGACUGGGAGAUGUCGCCGCCUUCAUCGAUGGUGCGUCGCACCGCUACCUGAGGCAUCAGCAACACGACCAGCAGGCCUCUUCAAUGUCGCUUGAUGAAGUUUCUGCAGCUGUUUCUGUCUUGCUUGGUUUUGCACCACCAGCCUCGCUACCUGCGCUUUCUUCUUCAAAGUUAAACAAAGUGCUACUCCCUAACCCAUUUGAUAGACCCCGUGCUGUUUUCUUGAUGCAACUCGAUGGAUCCCACGCCUCCGUCGAUAGCUUCAUAUCUGAAGCCGGUACUAUUUUCAGAACAAGGAUUGAUGGUGCAAAAAAUCUUGCCACGGGUCUUACAGACAAGGAUGAAUUAAUUGUCAUCCACUCAGAUGAAUCUCUUGCUGUUCAAGAUAAUGACCUCACCAACUUGGCCAAUUGGUUGGAGGGAUCAUAUCAGAAGGCUGAUGGCAAAUUGAAAAUUCCCCUGGAGAGUGGAAACAGUCUUACUCUGUUCAUUUCUAAGGAAGCAGACCUGGAAUUUGCCUCCAGCUUGAUCUCCCUUCUUAAAACCAUCAAAAGGAGCAUCCAGGUUCACGAAGAUUUCUCAGGAGGCAUUGUGAGCCCUGCAGAGUUAUUAGUAUGCCACUUCACAGGCAUUAAGGCUCUGGAAGAUGAAUAUGGUUCCGCGGAAAUUGUUAAGCAGGGAGCUGAAGUAGUCCGGACAGCACUUUCCAAAGCAUUUGAUCUUCUGCAGGGAGCAUACAGAGGGAAAAUUGUUGGGCUGGUAAUAUCCGCAAAGGAGGCAUCUACAUCCUUGGCAUCCAUCAUUGAUGCACCAUCCUCAAUGCAUAUCUCAAGACGGCUAGAAGAAGCAAGCAGAACUAAUGCUGCAGCUUCUAUAGCUGCGAUAUAUCUUGUUAGAUUGAGUUUGGCAUGGAUUACUGGGAUCAUCCUUCUUGUCUCGACUCUCAUUGGGGUUUGUUUGCUGAUGAACAUGCCGCUCACGAGGGACACACUCCUGUAUUCAAAUGUCAAGAUUGAUUAGUUGGUACUACAUAUGCACCUUGACACGACCCUGGGUUUUACAUUAGAUCUGCAAGUGUUUACCUGCUGCUUACUCAGUGUAGCAAAAUAUACUGUUGCUAUGUGGAUCCUUCAUUUAGAAUUGUACUGCUGCUGCUGCAUGUAUGGGCUCGUCUUGUUUUUUGGUAAAUAAUAAUAAGCAAGGGGAGUGUAUUUUGUUGAUAUUCCAGACAAAUUGUUUUUGUGGAAUAUACUGGUAUCUGAAUAAAUUUGUGGCUCAAACGUUUAAGGCCGGUUUACUUUUUUU
Molecule: messenger RNA, 1507 nt
Organism: Brachypodium distachyon (stiff brome)
Lineage: Eukaryota; Viridiplantae; Streptophyta; Magnoliopsida; Poales; Poaceae
Exons: 11
Coding region: 134-1222 (362 amino acids)
Cellular component (GO): endomembrane system
Source: RefSeq, a predicted model, not a curated record